UUUAUUUUAUUUGAAGUAAGGUUACAGUAGCUGAUUCCUGAUCGUAGCAGUGAGACACAGUGAGCGUUAAGUAACUGAACGGCUCGGAGUAUGAAUUUAUUCGCUGACUCAGAUCACCGGGGAUCUGCCUUUGCAGCUUCUUUCACAGAGCUGCUCUGAGAGACUUCCUUGUUAUAUUUUAACACCCACUGUGACGUGCAGUAUGCUUCAAAUGUCACACUACCUUCCCCUUUUUAGUUUUUAAAACUGUCAUGCAUGCCUUUUCCUCUAAGUAGGUAGUGCCUGUCUGGCAAGAAGUCUAGUCUAACAAGGACAUAAUCAGGCAUACAGGUAACUGUUAACUACAUUUUGUAGACAAAACCGUUAACUACAUUUUGUCAUGGCUGUGGUGUUACUCUUUGCUUUGCUGCUUUUACCCGUCUACCUGCAAUCCUCCGGAGCUCUGCCAGACAUAGACAACCAAGUCUUCAUCGAUGACUGUGUGACAGUUCAUAACCAAUUCCGCUCCCGGGUAAACCCGCCUGCAAGUGACAUGCUCUAUAUGACUUGGGACGAGGCUUUAGCUAAAACAGCCAGGGCCUGGGCAAGGACCUGCCAGUUUUCCCACAACAUAUACCUGAAGCAGGCUGGGAAAGUGCAUCCGACGUUUACUCCAGUUGGUGAAAACAUCUGGGUGGGAGCACCUUCUUCCACCUUCAGUGUGUCAUCUGCAAUAGGGAGCUGGUACAAUGAAGUGAAAGACUAUAGUUACACUGACAGAAGUUGCAGCCGUGUCUGUGGACACUAUACUCAGGUUGUCUGGGCUAAGAGUUACAAGGUUGGCUGUGCUGUUCACAUCUGUCCAUCUGGGAUUGCUGGAUUCAGUACUAAUUCAAUUCCUGAUUCUACAAUCUUUGUCUGUAACUACGGAGAUGCAGGUAAUUUCCCAACUCAUCCUUAUUCAGCUGGAGCGGAGUGCAGCGCGUGUCCUGGUGAAACGUGUGGGAACAAGUUGUGCAAAAAACAAACUCGAGAUCAAGCUAUAGCUUAUCCCAACUGGAAUCCUGAUUUCGGUUCUGGUUCUGGUGCAGCUUCAUCUGCCACAUGCAACUCCUACUUCCUGGCUGUUGUAAUCACAAGGCCUUUAGCCCUCGUUCUCAUAAUAGCAGCAGUAUACGGACUACAGCUAGUUUACCCACACAUGUUUGCUUACGAGUGAUCGACGUGGUUUGAAACACAAGACAUCUGCUGAACACACAGGGAGCAUGUAGGGAUUCAUAUAUUAUUUCUUUAAAAACUAUGUAGAUUUU
Messenger RNA from Polyodon spathula (Mississippi paddlefish), 1289 nucleotides. Its product is annotated as GLIPR1-like protein 1. Gene Ontology annotation, cellular component: extracellular region. NCBI's taxonomy places the organism in Eukaryota, Metazoa, Chordata, Actinopteri, Acipenseriformes, Polyodontidae. The record is from RefSeq and is a predicted model, not a curated record. The transcript is spliced from 6 exons. Bases 380 to 1198 code for a protein of 272 amino acids.